AUGACACAGUUCAAAAAGGAUCUUAACGGCAAAGUAGCCAUUGUCACUGGUUCCAGUCGUGGCCUCGGAGCUGCUAUUGCAAAGAGAUUGGCCGCUCAUGGAGCUGAUGUGGUUAUUAAUUACAAUAGCUCGGCUAAUGCCGCCGAAGAAGUCGCCAGCGACAUCCGUAGGACGCAUGGUGUUAGAUCUAUAGUCAUCAAAGCAGAUAUUUCCGACGAUCAGGAUGUCAUUAGACUGUUUGAUGAAGCCAAGGAUAAACUUGGGAGGAUUGACGUUGUGAUGAGCAAUGCAGGUAUUGAGCAUUUCGGGAACGUGGAGAGUAUAUCCGGCGCCGAGAUCGACUACGUCUUUUCUGUCAAUGUCAAGGGCCAGUUCUUUGUCGCCCAGCAAGCCUCGCGUCAUAUGGAAGAUGGUGGACGUCUCAUCCUCAUGAGCAGCAUGGCCGCCGUCAUGGGCGUCCCCCGCCACGCGAUCUACGCCGCCUCCAAAGCUGCCGUUACCGGUCUCGUGAAGUGUCUCGCCUGGGACCUAGGAGUAAGAAAUAUCACGGUCAAUUGUGUUGCUCCUGGGGGCGUCAAAGGCACCGACAUGUAUCGCCAGAAUGCCAAUGAAUAUUUUAUAGGUGAGAAGCGUCUGAACAGCGAGGAAGUUGAUACCAGGGUCGCAAUGUGGUCGCCCCUGAGAAGGCUUGGCAUGCCUGAUGAUGUUGCCGGGGCAGUUGCUUUGUUGUGUAGUGAGGAGGCUGGCUGGAUUACGGGGCAAACAAUCCAUGUUGGUGGAGGGGCGCAUAUGGCGACUUCGUGA
Thermochaetoides thermophila DSM 1495 is the source of this 804-nucleotide messenger RNA. RefSeq lists its product as uncharacterized. The record is from RefSeq and is a predicted model, not a curated record. Bases 1 to 804 code for a protein of 267 amino acids. The transcript is spliced from 4 exons. Gene Ontology annotation, molecular function: oxidoreductase activity. NCBI's taxonomy places the organism in Eukaryota, Fungi, Ascomycota, Sordariomycetes, Sordariales, Chaetomiaceae.